UUUCUUCUGAUCUAAUAUGUUCUGAACUUAUUAUGAAAUAAGUAAAAAUAAGUUAAACAAUGAACAACCACUUAAUAAAACUCUCUCUUCCUUAAUCCUCACUCAUACUCAAAUUACUCACACCACAACCCAACCAAACCAAACAUGAUGUAAAAAACACAACUUCUGAGGGGUUGGGUGAGAUGAGGUGGGCCCCACCACCUCAACCCUGAAUCUCAACACCCACCCCCACCUCUUCUUCCUCCGUCCUAGGCGGGCGUUUUUAACCCGCCCCACCCUCAUCCGGAUCCUCCCACCUUCCCCUUAUAAUCAACCCUACCCCCCCUCUUUCUCUCUCCCCAACUUUCUCUCUCCUCCAUGGCUUCCUCCUCUCCGCCGCACCAACCACCUCCUUUCUCCGACUACCUCGACCCUCCUCUUGGCAUCCCCCUCCUCCUCCCCGCACCCCCACCACCACCCCCACCUCCUUCCCGCCGCCUUCCUCCGCCGUGCUGGACCCCUGAUGAAACCUCCGCUCUCAUCGACGCUUAUCGUGAUAAAUGGUACUCUCUCCGCCGUGGUAACCUCCGUGCUGCUCACUGGCAAGAUGUUGCCGACACUAUUCACCGUCUUUGCCCUCAUGUUUCUCCCCCCAAAACCUCCGUUCAAUGUCGCCAUAAAAUGGAGAAGCUCAGGAAACGUUAUCGUUCUGAGCUUCAGCGAGCUAAGUCUAUUCCUCAUCAUCGCUUUUCUUCUUCUUGGAUUUACUUCUCUAAAAUGGAUUCCAUGGAAAAGGGUAAUUCUGGUCCUGCUUCUUCUGCUGGGAAUGGUGGAUUUAAUGGUGUUGAUGAAGAAGAGGAAGAAGAUGGUGGUAAUGAUGAUGAUGAUGUAAAUGAUGAGGAUUAUGGGGUUGGUGGGUCUUUCGGAAAGGGAGUGAAGAAUUAUGGGAGAAAUGGGUUGAAGAUUCGAAUUGCUGGGAAUUCCAAUUCCAAUUUGAAUUUGAGAAAGAAUUAUGGAGGAUUUCAGGAAAUUUCUAACCCUAACCCUAACCCUAGGUUUGGAUUUAAUUCGUCAAUUCAGUCAAGGUGUAAUGAAUUUGGGUCGCCUCCUAAUCAAUUUGAUGUUGGACCGAGGUAUUCGGGGAGUUAUGGGAGCAAUGGUGGAGGUGGGUUUUCGUCUGGGAAUGGAUUGGGGGUAAUGAAGAUGAUAAAGAAGAAGAGGAGUGCGUUGGGGAAGAAAGAGGGGAGACGAGAGGCAGGGGAUAAUGUGGCGAUGGCGAUGGUGGAGGCGAUACGAAUGUUGGGAGAAGGGUAUGUUAGGACUGAGAUGACUAAGAUGGAGAUGGUGAGAGACUCGGAGAAGGCGAGGAUGGACAUUGAGAUGAAUCGAACUCGGAUGAUGCUUGAGUAUCACCAAAGCAUUGUUGAAACUUUUGUUAGAGGAUGGUCUGAUCACUUUGUUGACAACAAUGAUGAUGACGACGAUGAUGACAGGAACAGUGAGGGAGACGCCUCGCCUCCUAGAUGCUAGUUCCCAUUUGAUUGUAGUCUAAUCUCCGGUGAGAAUUGGAGAGUUUUUUUUUUGGUGCUUGAAUUGCAUAGUAUAGUAUCAGGGGAGAUUGAGAGAGUUGUAUGUUUGGGGAUUUCAUUUUGUACUAGGAUGCUAUCAAAUGGUAGUUGUGAAGUUGUCGGAUUAGUUAGGUUUUUGAUUUGGAAUUGCUGUGUAGAUUUGUAUGGUUUAGAGUAGUAACUAGAUUCUAAUCUGUAACCAAAAUUGUGAGUGAAAUCAACUUUACUUCUAAUUUGCGUUGUUUCUUCAGCUUGGAUUUCUUGCUA
Chenopodium quinoa (quinoa) is the source of this 1814-nucleotide messenger RNA. RefSeq names its product trihelix transcription factor ASIL2-like. The transcript has a single exon. Gene Ontology annotation, cellular component: nucleus. Gene Ontology annotation, molecular function: transcription cis-regulatory region binding. The coding region runs from base 358 to 1509 and encodes 383 amino acids. The record is from RefSeq and is a predicted model, not a curated record. Lineage: Eukaryota; Viridiplantae; Streptophyta; Magnoliopsida; Caryophyllales; Amaranthaceae.